Messenger RNA from Haliotis rubra (blacklip abalone), 1284 nucleotides. RefSeq lists its product as uncharacterized. The record is from RefSeq and is a predicted model, not a curated record. NCBI's taxonomy places the organism in Eukaryota, Metazoa, Mollusca, Gastropoda, Lepetellida, Haliotidae. The transcript has a single exon. The coding region runs from base 1 to 1284 and encodes 427 amino acids.
AUGAUCAAAGUUAACUCUCCUCCACAAGAAGCUUCUAAUAGAGCACCGGAAAAUUCCGAGCGGUCUCCAAAUGUCCAGUCAGCGAACUGGAAGGAACACAUGCUCCUCCAGAAGAAGCUGCACAUUCUGAAUAGAUCGGAGAAGGGCUUAGUGCAUAGAAUCGCCAUUGAUCAGAAGGUCAUGUUCAGGAGAUUCCAAAUGAAGCUGCAUAGAUCCAAACUCGGCUAUGCUCAAAUGAUGGAAGAUAAAGCCCGUGUGCGGGAGCUCAGAGCAUUACAUCUACAUGGACUCAACACAAACUGUGGAGAAAGUGAGGGAGACUACGAGUUUUUGAAGAAGCUGGAGUACCGGCCUUGUUCUGUGGAUGAACCCAGAACCACAAGGUCACACCCGCUGUCGAAGAAAGCCACCUCUGACAGGGACAUUGAGGAAAUAAUCCAGCAGGUUAUGAAAGAACAAUCAUCCCAACAAAUACGAAGCCAGUCGGCAUCGGGGAGGUUUGUACCGAUAAGGGGAGAUAACUCCCGUCCCCACAGCGGUAGGAUUCGGACUCCGCCUACAUCACUUCCCCUUAGGCCGGCUACUGCCGCGGGCACGCAAGUAGAAAAAGAGUUUCUGAUUUUACCCAGUGUCAAUGGGGAAACUGUUGACGAAAAGAUAAAUACGUUUGUGGCAAACAUAUCUAUUGAAACUAAAAAUACCACAAGUGAAAAUCCCGUACUGGAAUUUCCUUCAAAAAGCGCGGAAAGACGACCGUCCAGGGUCAGUUUUGCUCAGAACAUACCCCGAAUAGUUUCCGGUACGUUUCCGGAAUCAACCGGAAGUUCCCGACGCGAAAGUCUUACUACAAGCGAAGGGAGAUCCUCCAGGAGGUCAAGACGGGGAUCUAUGUUUGAGGAGGUAAAAAAGACAAAUUUCCAGGAAAUAUUUCUUGACGAAGCAAGAUCUGUCGAUCUCUCCCCAAAGGUAAAAGAGUUCUGUGAUUCAACGGAAGCUUUUGAGAACACGUAUCUUGACAAAUCUUUUGACUAUUAUGCCCACAAAAUGCAGGUUAACGUGGAACAGUCGACUAAAGACGAGCCACCGUCAUUGCCUGGCACGCCGGAUUUGGAAAAUGAUAAAUUUAUAGGUAACACAAAAGUAAAGAGUCUGACGAUGCCGCUGUUGAAUUUGAACUUUGAAGAACUAAAACAACCAAUAAAUAAGCAAGAGGGUGAGGAGAAAGAGGAAGUGAGUGAAAGAAAAGAGGAGGAGGAAGAGGAAGGACAGAUAGUUGUCGGAUAG